Penaeus chinensis is the source of this 693-nucleotide messenger RNA. Its product is annotated as sphingomyelin phosphodiesterase-like. The transcript has 5 exons. The coding region runs from base 54 to 551 and encodes 165 amino acids. The record is from RefSeq and is a predicted model, not a curated record. NCBI's taxonomy places the organism in Eukaryota, Metazoa, Arthropoda, Malacostraca, Decapoda, Penaeidae.
CAGGGACCUCAGGCAGCAGUUGCUGCGGCGGCCCCAGAUGAAUCAGCGGCAAAAUGGAGCUCCGUGUUCUUUGGGCGCUUUUCAAUCUCGGUAUGAUAACUGCAGUACCUUCCAAACACAACAGCAAUGGGUCGCCUGCAUUUUCGACUGCCCAUAUCUUUACGCUUUCUCUACUUCCCAUCAUCGACGUCAGGGACCUGACCUGCCUGGAGUGCCGGACCGCUGCGGGCCUCAUUGCGGCCAUGAUGGCUGAGGGCGCCACCGUGGAGGAGAUCGAGGAUCAGGUCAUCCUCGACUGCAUACUCCUCGACCUCUUCCCGCCGGACGUGUGUUCGGGAAUGGUCAGGCUAAGUGGAGCAGAAGUUCUUUACGUCCUCAACACAACGGAGCACGACCACGAGACGGUGUGCGGCUGGCUGCUCGGCGGCCACUGCGAGCACGACCAGCUUAGCCCUUGGACGGUCCCCAUCCCGGAGGACAAGCCCGAGCCCUCGCACCCGGAGCCCGUUCAGCCAACAGAUGGCGUAGUGAGGAUCCUGCAUCUGUCCUGACCUGCACGCCGACCUACUCUACGACGAGGGCAGCGCAGUGCACUGCGCCCACCCUAGCUGCUGCCGCCACGCCUACGGCGACCCCGGGUCAGGAGAGGAGGCAGCGGGGCAUUGGGGCGCCUUAGCCAAGUGCGACAUCCCA